Sinocyclocheilus rhinocerous is the source of this 822-nucleotide messenger RNA. Its product is annotated as trypsin-like. The record is from RefSeq and is a predicted model, not a curated record. NCBI's taxonomy places the organism in Eukaryota, Metazoa, Chordata, Actinopteri, Cypriniformes, Cyprinidae. Bases 1 to 822 code for a protein of 273 amino acids. Gene Ontology annotation, molecular function: serine-type endopeptidase activity. The transcript has 6 exons. Gene Ontology annotation, biological process: proteolysis.
AUGGUCAUGCUGCUCUUUCUGGUGCUGUUGAAACUCAUCUCAGCCAACUGUCUGGACUUUGUUCAGGGGCGCAUUGUUGGCGGAUAUACCCCCUCGCCAAAUUCAAUCAAAUACAUCGUGUCGUUACAGAGCUCGAAGGGCCAGCACUUCUGUGGUGGAUCUCUGGUCCACAAAUACUGGGUGCUUACAGCCGCCCAUUGCAAUAUUGGGAUGGAUCAGAUGAUGGUGGUGGUUGGAGACUAUACUUUAGGUGCUUAUGAGGGGACAGAGCAGUACUCCAAGCCUCUGUCGCUUGUCCCGCACCCUCAGUACAACAGCAGCACCACUAAUGCAGAUAUCAUGCUCAUAAAGCUUAGUGCGCCCAUAGAGCUCAACAGGUAUGUGUCCCUCGCCCCGCUCCCCAAACAGAACGCAGGGCUGCUGGCGGGCAGGAUGUGCCGGGUUUCCGGGUGGGGCUCCACCAGCCACAGCGGAGGUCUGACGCCCCUCACCCUGCGUACGGUCAGACUCCCCAUCGUCUCCACCUCCAAGUGCAACAGCAGUAACUCCUUCAGCGGAAACAUCACAACAAACAUGAUAUGCGCGGGGUCCAGCACAGGAGGAAAAGACGCGUGUAAGGGGGACUCUGGAGGGCCGCUGGUGUGUGAUGGACGUGUUUACGGCCUGGUCUCUUGGGGAAAUGGCUGUGGAGAUCCUAGGUUUCCAGGGGUCUAUACGGCCGUGUCCAGGUUCCGCAGGUGGAUUGACCAGACCAUAUACAGCCCAUUUUCAAGAUGCCUUAAGUUUUCCAUACGACGCUCCAGCCGCCGAGAGCGCAAAUAA